Schistosoma margrebowiei is the source of this 437-nucleotide messenger RNA. The record is from the annotation of a GenBank genome assembly. Lineage: Eukaryota; Metazoa; Platyhelminthes; Trematoda; Strigeidida; Schistosomatidae.
ACCUAAAAUACAACCAUUCGUCAGCUAGACAUAUACCUACGCUUCAUAGAAUGUUAAGUGUUAUUAAAAUGCAAACUUAGUAAGCAUGUUUUUAAAACACAAAGUGUUUUUCACUAGGUUUUCAAGAAAACUACUUGUUUUUCUUGUUAAUGAAAUGGAAACGACAAGUAUUUCGUCAAGGCAGUUAUUGUCCUCUUCAUGUACCACCUUAUGGUAUUAUUUGUUAAUAACCUUAUUGAAUGAAAAUAAUCCAACAUAUCCAAAUCUUAUGGAACAAAAAUUUACUUGUAAAAUCUAUCAAUUUUAUUUUUGGUAUGAAACACUACUUAAGAAACUUGUUAAUUUUAUGGUAAAAGGUGUUUCCUUCCACAUAUCUUCACUAAAUUGUAUGAUGCAGCAAAACGAUAUUAACAAUUUAUAUGUAAUCUAGUGUAUAG